Fusarium vanettenii 77-13-4 is the source of this 1146-nucleotide messenger RNA. RefSeq lists its product as uncharacterized. The coding region runs from base 1 to 1146 and encodes 381 amino acids. The record is from RefSeq and is a predicted model, not a curated record. NCBI's taxonomy places the organism in Eukaryota, Fungi, Ascomycota, Sordariomycetes, Hypocreales, Nectriaceae. Gene Ontology annotation, molecular function: asparaginase activity. The transcript is spliced from 7 exons.
AUGCUGCCUUCUUUUGUCAAUAACGCCGCUCGGGUUUUGGCCCUUGGAGCUCUUCUCGUUCCCGCCGUCCAGGCUGACUUUGACGCUGGCCUAGAAUGGAUUUCUACCAAUAAGUCCUUGCCGAAAGUUGUUGCUAGAGGUACCAUUCUCUCGGCAUCAAACUAUAGCCGGCUUGACAAUGUCAACUAUGGUUCCGGCGUUGGGCCUACACCGGAACAGCUGAUCGGCAACGUUUCAGAAGUUCUGGAUGUUGCCCAGCUGGCAGUCGUCAACUUCAACGUCUCUGGUGGUAGCUCAGGCCUUAACUCGUCGCUGUAUCUCAACAUCAGCCAGCACGCCAACCGCCAGCUGUGCGACCCGGACUCUGACAUUGCUGGAGCAAUCAUGUUCCACGGCACAAACACCCUUGAAGAGACGGCCUUUGGAGUUGACCUUACUUUCAACUGCUCUAAGCCGUUCAUUGCCACUGGUGCAAUGCGCCCAGACACUUACGUCUCUCCUGACGGACGUUCCAACUUUUACCAGGCCGUCGCUGCCGCUGUCUCACCCGCGUCACGCAACCGCGGUGGUUUGAUUGCUUUCAACGACCGAAUCACCUCCAUCUUUUACUCCACAAAGCUCAAUGCCAACACCCCAGACACCUUCAAGUCUCUGGAGCAGGGCAAUCUUGGAGCUUUCUUGGGCGGCCAGCCAUUCUACUACUUCGGCCCUUCUUAUCCCACUGGUCGGCCGUAUUUCGACGUUACCAACACUACUGAACUGCCUUCCGUUGCCAUCUUCUUCGGACACCAGGGCUUUGAUGCUUCGCUGAUGCACGCAGCUGUUGCUAACGGCGCCAAGGGCCUGGUUGUCAUGGGCCCUGGAGCAGCUUCUCUCAGCCCCGGCGCCCGAGAGGCCGCCGCAGAACUCUUCGAGAAGGGCAUUCCAACCGUUGCUGUUGCCCGACCCACCACUGGAACUGGCGUACCAUCCAUCAACCCUGGUCCCGUUUUCUUCUCAAGCUAUGUCGGUGCUGAGCAGGCCCGCGUGAUGCUGCAGCUUGCAAUCGGUACCGGACUUAGCCUCGACGAGAUCCGAGAUCUGUUUGAGACUCCCCUGAGAGAGGCGGUUUAUGCCCCUUGGGCUAACCAGCUUGCCUAUUACUAA